CACCACCGCGGCCGAUCCAUCCCUUUUGCCUCUUUCCGCUGCGUCCGCCCGGCUUUCCGUAGUUUCCCCGGCGCGUGCUUUGGAGAUCCAUGGCAUGCAUGGCCGAUCCACACCGCUGUUCCAGCAGCUGCGCUCCUUUAACCUCGCGAAAGCUAGCCAUGCAUAUAAUGGCCCGCCCCACUGCUAGCUGCCUGCUUCUGCAGUGCACAGCCGCACAGGGAGGACGACAGCCGGGGGCAGCCAUGGCGCCCAAGGACAGAGUGCCUCUCGUCAGUGCCGGGCUCGCGGUGGCGUCGCUGCUGCUGCUCCUGCUUUGCGCCACUCGGUGCGAAGCGAGGGCCAUGGCGGCGACGGCGAGGCGACUGAGCAGCAGCAGCAGCAGCCCGCUGCUCAACGCGCUGUUCAAGCUCAACUUCAUCCGGACGGUGGAGCCAGCGCGCCGCAUUCCGACCGCCGGCGACGAGGAAGCCGCGAGCGACAUCAACUCGCCGUUCUGCGUCAACCCACCGGACGCGCCGUCGGCCACGACGCCGCCGUUCAAGCCCUUCACGCCUUCGUUCCCGGGCCAGGCGCCACAGCUGCCGCCGAUCACCCCCGUGCCGCCGUCCUUCGAGCCCAGCCCGCCGGCGCCGGAGAAUGGCGCCUCGGGUGGAGGCCAGGGUGGCGGUCAAGGCCAGGGUGGAGAUCAAGGACAGGGAGGCGGUGGAGAUCAAGGCCAGGGCGGAGGUCAAAGCCAGGGUGGAGAUCAAGGACAGGGCGGAGGGGGUGGAGAUCAAGGCCAGGGCGGAGGUCAAAGCCAGGGUGGAGAUCAAGGCCAGGGCGGAGGUCAAGGCCAGGGAGGUAGUCAAGGCCAGGGUGGAGGUGGUGGAGAUCAAGGCCAGGAAGGCCCACCGGCAUCCACGACGCCGAACUCGCCGCCACAGGUCGGUCCGGGGGGCAUACCAUUCGGAUCGGUGCCGCCGAGCCCCAUCGUCGUGGUGCCGAGCCCACCAGGAUCCGGCCCUGAUCCCGGCUCCGGCUUAGGAGGCGGCGGCUCGGGUUCCGACGGCGGUCCGUUCCAGCCGCCGAUCAUAUACCCACCUCCGCUGGCGCCGCCGCUGCCGCCGGGCGCGGGGCAGACGUUGUGGUGCGUGGCCAAGCCCACGGUGCCGGACCCCAUCAUCCAGGAGGCCAUGGACUACGCGUGCGGCGCCGGCGCCGGGUGCGACUCCAUCCUGCCCAGCGGCUCGUGCUACCGCCCCAACACCGUGCUCGCGCACGCCUCCUUCGCGUUCAACAGCUACUGGCAGCAGGCCAAGGCGACCGGCGGCACCUGCGACUUUGGCGGCACCGCCACCAUCGUCACCAGAGACCCAAGAUGUUGCAACUGGGGGUAUCGAUACAAAUGCAGUAAUCUUUGAUCGGUCAUCUGGUCAAAUCUUGUGCACGCUUACUGGUCACUCAAAGAAGAUAACCACUUUGAAGUUUGUUCCACGGGAUCAACUCUUUGUAACUGGAUCAGCAGAUAAGGCAAUUUCCAUUUACCAUAGGUUUAAGUAACCACUGGAAUAAUAUGGGGAUGCGAGGGAUUGCUCGUGGUUUUGCUCGUGCAUCUCUAGCGUAGUCCGCAUCUCGUGCUACUACCUACCUGUUUCUGUUGAUGCAUCUCUAUGUGAUUGUAACAACCAAGAAGCAUAUGUGGCCUCUAUUUAAUCCACCAUAAAAGAAGUAUUUGGCGCGUUGGCCCU
Zea mays is the source of this 1727-nucleotide messenger RNA. Its product is annotated as Carbohydrate-binding X8 domain superfamily protein. The transcript is spliced from 4 exons. Bases 90 to 1400 code for a protein of 436 amino acids. NCBI's taxonomy places the organism in Eukaryota, Viridiplantae, Streptophyta, Magnoliopsida, Poales, Poaceae. The record is from RefSeq and is marked predicted.